Rubroshorea leprosula is the source of this 1832-nucleotide messenger RNA. The record is from the annotation of a GenBank genome assembly. Lineage: Eukaryota; Viridiplantae; Streptophyta; Magnoliopsida; Malvales; Dipterocarpaceae.
UUUCAGAUGGCGGUUUAGCAAGCUUUGGGUAUGUUCCUUUGAUGCCUUUUGUGUGUAGGAGUUGGAAUUCUCAUUGUACCCGGAAGUCAAGCAAAUCGACUACUGGUUGCUGCUGGUUAUAGUCAUUGUAUAAUAGUAUAUAACUAUAUAUCUUCUUCUUCAGAAGCACACAUCAUCAGUAAGAGUUUCUAAAUCAAACAAAGGGAAGUUUACACCCGAAAUUGGAAGCAUGGGUGGCAAGUUCAAAGCCGAUCUGGUGGAGCUGAUAUCAUCACCUCAUCCACUAAUCUUAGUGACAGUAGAACCUUGGUUUCUAGUGAUGGAAGCUUUGAACUGGGAUUCUUCAGACUGGAAGUGCGAGCCGAUUGAUGACACGUCUGGUGUUUUGAUGAUAAACAGCAAAGGUAAUCUGGUACUUCUCAAUCAAAGCGGGAGUGUUGUUUGGGCAUCAAACUCAAAGAAAGAAGCUCAAAACCCAGUAGUGCAGCUCCUGGAUUCUGGAAAUCUUGUUCUACAGGAUAGAAAUGCUGGUAUUUUGUGGCAAAGCUUUGACUAUCCAACUGAUACUUUGCUGCCGGAUAUGAAACUUGGAUUGGACUUUAAGAGUGGACUUAAUCGCCAACUAUCAGCUUGGAAGACCACAAAUGAUCCGUGCCCUGGAGACUUAACUAUGGGGAUAGUGCCAAAUAAUAAUCCCGAGUUUGUUAUUUGGAAAGGCUCGAGAAAAUACUUUCGGACAGGCCCCUGGAAUGGCAUUGCAAUGAGUGGUACACCCCAGUUGAAGCCAAAUCCGUGGUUCACGUUCAGCUUAGUCUCAAAUGAAGAGGAGGUUUACUACAUAAUUUACCUCAGAAACAAAUCAACAAUCACAAAGCUUAUUUUGAACCAAACUUCCAGUAGGAGGGAACGCUAUUUGUGGAAUAAAGACACUCAGACUUGGACAAGGUUCAGUUAUUUUCCGUGGGAUGAGUGUGACUACUAUGGGACUUGUGGGGCAUACGCGAUCUGUGUCAAUACUGUGCUACCGCCUUACUGCCAUAAAGGUGAUGGAUUUAUGAAAGUUGGUGGGCUGAAAUUGCCAGAUACUACACGUUCUUGGGUGAAUAAAAGUAUGAACCUCAAAGAGUGUAGGGCCAAAUGCUUAGAGAAUUGUUCUUGUACGGCCUAUACAACCUUGGACAUUAAAGAAGGCAGUGGUUGUGCAAUUUGGUUUGGUGAUCUGAUUGAUCUUAAAGACCUCCAAUCUGCUGGACAGGAUUUAUACAUUCGAAUGGCUUUUUCUGAUUCAGACCACGAAGAGACAAAAGGCAAGACUAAAAUUUUGGCAGGACUGAUAAUUCCAACUGCCAUUCUUGUAGUUAUUGGUGUUCUUGCAGUCACCUACUACAUUCGAAGGAGCCAUCGAAGCAUAGAAGGAAGAGAAAAUGGCAGCAGUAAUGAAAGACAAAUUGAAGAUAUGGAGCUCCCAUCAUUUGAGUUAGAUUUAAUAUCAAAUGCCACUAAUAACUUAUCUUCAAACAACAAGCUAGGAGAAGGUGGCUUUGGGCCUAUAUACAAGGGUACUCUACCAGAUGGAAAAGAAAUUGCUGUGAAGAGGCUCUCAAGAAGCUCGGGAUAAGGAAUAGCUGAGUUUAAGAAUGAAGUAGCACUUAUAGUCAAACUUCAACAUCAAAAUCUUGUAAAGCUUCUAGGAUACUGCAUUCAGGGGGAGGAGAAAAUGCUGAUUUACGAAUAUAUGCCCAAUAAAAGUUUGGACUUCUUCAUUUUUGGUUAGGAUUCUUGUUAAACCAUUCAAUUAACUUUGUAAAAGUAUAUAAAUUCAUCGCAAUACU